CUCCAAGCACACCGUGAAGUCAACAGCCACCGCCUCUCUCUCUUCCUCCGCCCGCAUCGAUAAUUCGAUAUCUACGCAAUGGCUCUUUCCCCUCUUGUCUCAGUCUCACUCUCACCAUGGCACCUGUACACUACAAGAUCGCGCUGUGCCAGCUGCAGGUCACCCCGGACAAGGACGCCAACAUCGCCCACGCGCGCGCCCGCAUCGAGACCGCCGCGGACGCCGGCGCCAAGCUCGUCGUUCUGCCGGAAAUAUGGAACUGCCCCUACGCGAUGGAGACCCUGCCAAGCUACGCCGAGGACAUCGACGGCGGAGGGUCGCCGUCGGUGUCGAUGCUGUCGGAGGUGGCCGCUUCCAGAAAGAUCACUAUAGUCGGUGGAUCCAUACCGGAGAAGGCUUCGGGGCAGCUGUUCAACACGUGUUGUGUGAUCGGGCCUAAUGGAGCGAUACUGGGCAAGCAUAGGAAACUGCAUUUGUUUGGAAUCAAUAUCCCUGGAGACAUCUGUUUCAGGGAAUCUGAUACCUUCACUGCUGGACAAGAACCUACUGUCGUUGACACAGAUGUGGGACGGAUCGGUAUUGGAAUUUGUCAUGAUAUCCGCUUUCCGGAACUAGCGAUGUUGUAUCGAGCGAGAGGUGCACACUUGGUAUGCUAUCCAUCUGCCUUCAACAUGAGCACCGGGCAACUUCUAUGGGACCUUAUGCAGAAGUCCAGAGCUAUUGACAAUCAGCUUGUCUUGAUUUCAGUUGUUUGUGGCGACUUGCUCGCCUGCACGAGACCCCAACCCGCACUCGGAAUACAUGAUCUGGGGUCAUUCAAGUCUCAUCGGACCAUUUGGGGAAGUCCUGGCAGCAGCAGGGCACGAAGAAACAACCGUCGUCGGAGAGAUCGACCUGUCUUUGAUUGAAGCUGUAAGGGAGAACAUCCCCUUGGAGAUGCAGAGACGAGGGGAUCUGUACAGGUUGGUAGAUGUCCAGAAGGAAUAUUAUGCAAGCUAGCUACGUUGCUACAUGAGACGCAAACACAUCCUGGGUUCAGUAACACUAGACAUUGUUUACAAAACUUUGCAAUUGAAACAUAAGGCCUUACAAAAUGUAA
Messenger RNA from Lolium perenne, 1099 nucleotides. RefSeq names its product omega-amidase, chloroplastic. Gene Ontology annotation, cellular component: mitochondrion. Gene Ontology annotation, biological process: L-glutamine metabolic process; oxaloacetate metabolic process. Lineage: Eukaryota; Viridiplantae; Streptophyta; Magnoliopsida; Poales; Poaceae. Gene Ontology annotation, molecular function: omega-amidase activity. The record is from RefSeq and is a predicted model, not a curated record.